GGUCGUGAUCACCCUAGGAGAGAGUGAGCGUGAGAAGAGAAGAGAGGUGACAAUUGGGUGGCGGGGAGAGCAGAAGAAGAGCCCAUGAAGGAGGCUAAGGAAGAGCAGAAGAAUAGGAGGAGAACCAGGAGAAGAAUGUCUUUGGAGUCCAGAUGAAGCGUUCUGAGGAGGAGGAGGUGGCCGGCAGUGUCAAGUUGACACACCAUGGAGGACUGCAGCAUGGGAGACUUCACGGAAGCCGAUAGUGCUGAGACCGAGGAUGGCACCUACGGAGAUGACUGUGGUUUUUCUCCCGAGUAUCCAUCCAAAAAUUAUGGUCGCAUGUCUCAGCUGUACUGUGAUGGGCUGGGUAUGCAGUAUAAAGAUUAUAUUCAAAGUGAGAGAAACUUAGAGUUUGACAUCUGCAACAUGUGGUGCAGCAAACCGAUGUCUGUCCUGCAAGAUUAUUGCGAUGCCAUCAAAGUCAAUAUCUUCUGGCCACUUCUGUUCCAAAGUCAGAACAGUUCUAUAAUAUCACGACUGCACCCCUGUGUGGAGCCCACUGAUUCUCAAGCUCCUGAGAUGAGUUUGAAGAAAUUGCAACAUAUUGAGUUGAUGGAAGAUAUUGUUGAUUUGGCGAAGAGAGUUGUGAAUGAUCCAUUCUUUAUUGGAGGCUUAUUGAGAAUUGGCUAUAAAAUAGAAAAUAAAAUCUUGGCAAUGGAAGAAGCUUUGAACUGGGUGAAAUAUACAGGCGACGUAACAAUUCUACCCAAAUUAGGAGCAGUUGAAAAUUGUUGGCCUAUGCUAAGUAUUUUCUUUACUGAAUAUAAGUAUCACAUAACUAAAGUUGUAACAGAGAACUACAAUUUGCUUGAAGACUUCAGAACUCCAAAUUGUCCAGAGUGUAUAGAGCAAGGAGAACUCAUGAAAAUAAAAGGAAAUGAAGCGUUUUCCAAAGAGAGAUUUGAUAUGGCUAUUAUCUAUUACACCAGAGCCAUUGAAUACAGUCCUGAAAAUCACCUCCUUUAUGGUAACCGGGCUCUUUGUUUCCUUCGCACUGGACAGUUCAGAAAUGCCCUUGGUGAUGGGAAGCGGGCCACUAUUCUGAAGAGUGGUUGGACAAAGGGACAUUAUCGUUAUUGUGAUGCUCUUUCUAUGCUGGGGGAAUAUGACUGGGCCCUGCAAGCAAACAUAAAAGCUCAAAAACUCUGUAGAAAUGACCCUGAGGGAAUCAAGGAUCUAAUUCAGCAGCAUGUAAAGUUACAAAAACAAAUAGAAGACCUGCAAGGUCGAGCAACCACUCGGAAUCCAAUCAAAGCCUUUUAUGAAAGCAGAGCCUACAUCUCCACUCUGUCGGCACCUGCAUUCAGAACGUCACUUAAUUUUGCCGAGACUGGAAAAGAUUCCAGAAAGCCUAAGCACACGAUGGCAAGUGGUGGUAGCCACAACAUAAAGGUGGCAGAUGAGGCUUUGAACUCCGAUGACUGUGACUGCCGUUCUGAAUUCGUGCCAGCACCAGGCCAGACUCCGAAAUACAAAGGAAAACAGAAAUCCAGAAACAACGAAUUGGAGAAAUUCAGCUCUAAUUCACAAGGAACUUUACCAGCAGAUUUGAAGAACAUCUUGGAGAAACAGUUUUCUAAAUCUUCCCGAGCUGCAAACCAGGAUUUCGCCAAUAUCAUGAAAAUGCUGCGCAGCUUGAUCCAGGACGGCUACACGGCGCUGCUGGAGCAACGGUGCCGCAGCGCUGCCCAGGCCUUCACCGAGCUGCUCAAUGGCCUGGACCCGCAGAAAAUCAAGCAACUGAACCUGGCCAUGAUCAAUUACGUCUUGGUGGUCUACGGACUUGCCAUUUCCCUCCUGGGAAUAGGACAACCUGAGGAACUAUCUGAAGCUGAAAAUCAGUUUAAGAGGAUGAUUGAACACUACCCCAACGAGGGACUUGAUUGCUUGGCCUAUUGCGGGAUUGGAAAAGUCUAUUUGAAGAAGAACAGAUUUCUGGAAGCUCUUAAUCACUUUGAGAAAGCAAGAACCUUGAUUUACCGCCUUCCUGGAGUUUUGACUUGGCCCACAAGUAAUGUGGUGAUUGAAGAGACAAAGCCGGGAAAAAUAAAGAUGCUGAUAGAGAAAUUUAUCGAGGAAUGCAAAUUCCCUCCCGUGCCCGAUGCCAUUUGUUGCUAUCAGAAGUGCCGUGGAUAUUCCAAGAUCCAGAUCUACAUAACCGAUCCUGAUUUCAAGGGCUUCAUCCGAAUCAGCUGCUGCCAGUAUUGCAAAAUCGAAUUUCACAUGAAUUGCUGGAAGAAGUUGAAGACAACCACCUUUAAUGAUAAGAUUGACAAGGAUUUCCUACAAGGAAUUUGUCUCACCCCUGACUGUGAAGGCAUCAUUUCCAAGAUUAUCAUCUACAGCAGUGGUGGGCAAGUGAAAUGCGAAUUUGAACACAAGGUCAUAAAAGAGAAGGUUCCUCCAAGACCUAUUCUGAAGCAGAAAUGUUCUAGCCUUGAGAAGUUGAAACUGAAAGAAGACAAAAAAUUGAAGAGAAAGAUCCAAAAGAUGGAAGCCAAGAAAUUAGCCCAAGAGAGAAUGGAAGAGGACUUACGGGAGAGUAAUCCACCCAAAGCCGAAGAGCCCAAAGAAACGGUUAAGAAUGUUCAGAACUGCCAGUUUCUUGAUGACAGAAUUCUGCAGUGCAUAAAGCAGUACGCUGACAAGAUUAAAGCCGGAAUCCAGAACCCUUCCAAACUUCUCAAGGAGUUGCUGUCUUGGAAAGUUUUGAGCACCGAAGACUACACCACCUGUUUUUCAAGCAGAAAUUUCCUGAACGAAGCAGUAGACUAUGUCAUUCGUCAUUUGGUCCAGGAAAAGAAUCGAGUUAAGACAAGAAUAUUUCUGCAUGUUUUGAGUGAACUUAAAGAAGUCGAGCCGAAAUUAGCCACCUGGAUCCAGAAACUUAAUAGCUUUGGCUUAGAUGCCACGGGAUCUUUUUUCUCUCGAUACGGAGCAUCUCUUAAGGAGCUUGACUUUAGCAUCAUGACUUUCCUCUGGAACGAGAAGUACGGCCAUAAACUGGCUUCCAUCGAAGGGAAGCAGCUGAGUUAUUUCUGUGAGCCCACAGCAGUGACGGAGGCGCGGUGUCUAAUUUGGCUGCUGGAGGACCAUCGCGACAAGUUCCCUGGCCUGCAUAAUGCCUUGGAUGAAUUCUUUGAUAUAAUGGACAGCCGCUGUACCGUACUGAGGAAGCAAGACAGCGGAGAUCUGCCGUUUAAUUCUAUCAAGAUAAAAAACAAAGGCAAGAAAAAGAAACAAAAAGAUUCAAAGCCUAUGUUAGUUGGAUCUGGAAAAACUUCAAUAACACCAAAUAAUGAUGCAACCACUUCCAGUGACGACCAUAAAAGCAGUUCAAGUUCUUCAGGCCCAUUUGUGGUACCUGACCAUCUCCGGCAGGAUGUGGAAGAAUUCGAAGCCCUGUAUGAGCAGCACAGCGGAGAGUAUGUUAUCCGCAACAAGAAGCUAUGGGACAUUAACCCCAAGCAGAAGUGCUCGACUCUGUAUGAUUACUUUUCCCAGUUGCUGGAGGAACACGGUCCCUUGGACACAAGUAACAAGAUGUUCUCCGAGGAAUACGAGUUCUUUCCCGAAGAAACCCGACAGAUCCUGGAGAAAGCGGGCGGCUUGAAAUCCUUCCUCCUGGCCUGCCCUCGGUUCGUCUUAAUCGACAACUGCAUUGCGCUGAAGAAGGUCGCCUCCCGCCUCAAGAAGAAGAGGAAGAAGAAGAACAUGAAAACCAAAGUGGAAGAAAUCUCCAAAUCCGGAGAGUUUCUGCGCAGCAAACUCCCUCUGAAUCCAGCCGCACGGGAGUUCAAACCCGACGUCAAGCCUAAGCCAGUGUGUGAAGCCCCUCCGGUGCCAUCGUCGGAGACGCCCGGGGCGGGACCUGCCAAUCCUCCCGCAGCAGCCAGGGAUGCUCUGAAGCCCAAGCCCGUCCCCAACCAUCCUUCCGGCCCAGUUUCCAAGGAGGAGGCCCCCAAAGCCGCCACCUCCGAUGCCACCGCCCCCGUGUGCGAGGAGGCUGCUCCCCAGCAUGGGGCGGAGGCCGUGAAGCCCACCUACUGGACCCAGCCCCAGCUCGUCACGGGAUACUGCACCUACGUCCCCUUCCAGGGCUACGGCCUCUCCCAGACACCGCCCGGCUACAUCAACGUUAUCACCAGCGUGCCACAGUACACCAAUGUCUACACUCCGGUGGCCGGUGUCGCUCCCGAGUACCCGCUGCAGGCUCCGGUGCCCGUGGUGCCCUCGAUCGGGGCCAGCACUGCGGCCGAGGCCGGCACUCAGGGUCUCGAGGGUACCCCGCUGAAUGCUGAGGGCAUCCCUGCGAGCCAGGGGCCGUCGGAAACGCAGGUCCUACCGGUCACCCCGGCACCCCCUGCCGAGCCUCUGACUGGCACCGAUGAUGCACCUGGCAAAGCCCACAGUGAAGCAAGCGGAGAAGGCAGCCACGGCGAAGGCGGUGUGGGCAGUGCCAGCCACGUGGCAGAUGUUCCACAGACAAAAGUGGCUGCUACACAGGUGUCUUGGGAUAUAAUGAAUCAAGAAGUCAAUACUGAGCCCUAUGAUCCUUUUGAGACUAAACAGGGGGAUAUUUCAGAGAUUGAAAAGGAGUACCAUGUUCUACAAGAGCAGCUUCAGGAAGCUUGUGACAAUUACGAGCAGAAAAAACUCCAGGGUUCAGAAGAGACCAAGGAUUUGGAAGAAAAGUUGACACGGAACUUGGAAGAAAACAAGAUUUCAAAGACUGAACUAAAUUGGUUCCUUCAGGACUUGGAAAAGGAAGUCAAAAAAUGGCAGCAGGAGAAGAAAGAAAUUCAAGAAAAACUCAAAGCCCUGAAGAAGAAGAUGAAAAAGGUUUUAAAUGCCAGUGAAAAGCUUACUGAGAAAAAUGAGGAAAACGAUGAAAAUGAUAAGAAACAUGACUUCUUCCUGGAUGAGUCUCCUGAAAUCAGUAACCCAUUCUCUGAUGAGAAAAUGCAGAUUGAGGACUGCAUAAAAAAAGGCAAGGAAAACUACGAAGAGAGCCUUAGCCGAGCGAUGUCUGCAGAGGUCUCUGUGCUCGAAACCUGGAAGGAGACGGAGAUGUACAAGUUGCAGAUCCUGGAGUCACAGGCUGAGGCAUACCUGAAGAACCUCAAGCUCGUGAGCAGUGAUUCUGCAGCAUAUCCUGACAUAGAGUCGGACAUACAGUCCUGGGAAUCAUUCCUUUCGGAUGUCCAAAAAGAAACUGAGAAAGCGAAGGUUCAGUUUGAAGAACAAAUUAAGGAAAUUAAAAAUGGCUCUCGGCUGAGUGAACUUUCCAAAAUACAGAUUUCCGAGCUUUCGUUCCCGGCCUGCAGCACGGUUCACGCGCAGUCACAUGCUGAGACUUCCGCGCUUUCAGGGACCGAAGACCCGACAGCCGCUCCCCAGGAACCCAGUGCGGAUUCUGCCAGCGAUGACCCCGAGGGGGCCACCUCCGCCCCCCUGCCAGGUUCCCCAUGUGAUGAGCAGGAAGGCGCCAGUGCCCCCGAUGGCAAGAACACUGGUCCUGCCCCCCAGCCAGAAGGUGGCCUCGGACCCGACCAGAAGCUGCCCACCUCUCUGGGGCACGCCAGCCGCUCCAUGCAGUCUCCCAAAAAGCCGUUCAACAGCAUCAUGGAGCACUUGUCCGUGGUGUUCCCGGGCUACAGCUGCUCCGAGCUUGCUGGGUUUAUGAAAAAAGUGCGAAGCAAAAAUAAGAAUGCACUGUCGGGACUGAGUAUUGAUGAGAUUGUCCAGAAAGUGACUGACCACAUUGUCGAGGAGCAGAAGAAGAACAAGCCCAAUCCAGGAAAGGACCAGAAGCCCAUGGAGCCAGCCGCUGCUGCUGCUGCCACCGGCGCCGGAGCCUCAGCCAGACCCCAGGAGCAGAAGACAGACAUGCCGAGUCUGUGUGCCAAUGCCUGUGAAAUAUGCCAUGAGGUGUUCAAGUCCAAGAACGUGCGUGUGCUUCGAUGCGGACACAAGUUCCACAAAGGGUGUUUCAAGCAGUGGCUCCGAGGCCAGAGCAGCUGCCCGGUCUGCCUGAGCCAGGACCUCCAGUCGGAAGAGUAGGCUCCACCUUUUUGG
Sorex fumeus (smoky shrew) is the source of this 6120-nucleotide messenger RNA. RefSeq names its product tetratricopeptide repeat domain 3 (gene TTC3). Gene Ontology annotation, molecular function: ubiquitin-protein transferase activity; protein binding. NCBI's taxonomy places the organism in Eukaryota, Metazoa, Chordata, Mammalia, Eulipotyphla, Soricidae. Gene Ontology annotation, biological process: ubiquitin-dependent protein catabolic process. The record is from RefSeq and is a predicted model, not a curated record. Bases 205 to 6105 code for a protein of 1966 amino acids. The transcript has 46 exons.